This is a messenger RNA of Plasmodium gallinaceum, 1251 nucleotides long. RefSeq lists its product as hypothetical. The record is from RefSeq and is a predicted model, not a curated record. The transcript has a single exon. The coding region runs from base 1 to 1251 and encodes 416 amino acids. Lineage: Eukaryota; Apicomplexa; Aconoidasida; Haemosporida; Plasmodiidae.
AUGUUAAAAAUAAAUGCAAAUAAUUUUAAAUUUAUAAAAGUUUUAUUGAGGAGAAAGCACCUUGUUGUAUUUUUAAUUAAUUUAAUUAUAAUUUUAUAUGUUAAUAAAAAGACAACAAAAGACAUAUAUAAUUUUAAAAAUUAUUUAAAUCAAAUAUAUUAUUUGGAUAAAAAAAAUGAUAACAUCCCUAUUAUUAAAGUAGUUAAAAAAACAAAUGAAAGUAGAAAUAGAUUUAACUUAUAUUUAAUGAAUUAUAGAAAUGGUGCAAUAAAUUUUAUAAAGGAUAAUCAAAUUUUUGAGAUUUUAAAAAAAAAAGUAUAUAUAGAAAAAAAUAAAGUAUACAAUUUUAUGCUAUUUCUUAGGAUUAUAACUCAUAAUAUCCUCAUAAAGAAAAAUGAGAAUUUUGGAUUACAAAUAAUAUUAACUGAAAAUAAUUCAUUAAAAAGCUGUAUAAUUGAUAAAGAGACUUCAAAAAAAAAGCAAUUAAUUAAAAGCCGUAUAUUAUUAUCUUUAUCAAGAAGACGUAGAGGUAAUAAAGUAAGUAAGAGAAAUUCUUCUAAAAAAAAGAAAUCAAAAUCUCGUAGAAAAAGUAAAAAGAAAAAAAGAAAAAGAAAAGGUAAAUCAAAAAAGGCAAGAAAAAAAAAAAAAAAACGUGAAUCUCGAAGAAGGAAAAAAAGAAAGAAUAGAGAAAGAAAACGACAAAGACUCAGAAAUAAAGAAGAAGAUGAAGAUGAUGAUGAAGAAGAGGAAGGAGAAGAAGAAGAAGAAGAAAAUGAUUUACAAUUAAGAAAUAGUGAUGAAGAAAACGGAAGGAGAAACAUGAAAAGUGUAGAAAAGGUAAAUAUGAAAGAAUCAAAUAAUAGUCGUUCUAAGCAAGAUGAAGAUGAAGAUCGCCCUCCUAGAAAUAGAAUAAAAAAAAGUACUGCUAGAGAAACAGAUGAAGAGGAAAAUAAAAGAAGUAGAAAUAUAGGUAGAAGAGCGGGGGAUGAAAACGCAAAUAUAAAAAGUGCAAAAAGAAAAAGAAUGGCUGAUGAAGAUGAAAGUGAUGAACUAGAAAGUACAAACAGAAAACCUAAAAAACUCAGAAGGCAUCGAAGAAGAGAACAAACAGAAAAUGCAGAUGAUGAUGAUGAUGAACGAGAAAAUGUAAAUAAAGCUAUUGAUGAAUUAUCUUCAAAAAAAGAACUCCUUGAGAAAGCUGAAUCUAAUUUAACACAACUACUGAAAUCUAUUCAUAUGUUAGAAUUAUAA